ACUAUAAAAAAAAAAAGAUAGUCUUCUACUUUCGCGCCAUCUUGAAUUGUUGAGCAAUUCACUUCGAAGAAAACAGUAACAAUCUAGUUAUGAAAACAGAAACUAGAAUAAAGCAAAGCAUCGAUUCCUCCGAGGGGGUAUCGGCAAAACAAUCAAUCUUAACAGUUGGUGUGAUUUUUAUUACCUCAUUAUCAGCAUUACUUUAUGUGUAUACUACUUUUCCAGAACUUGCAGAAGAUGAACGACAACAUAUGAAAUUACCGUUACACAUUGAAGAAGCUAAAAAUUUAGGUAAACUUCUUGGACGAUAUAAAGAUCUUUAUUAUUUUCAAGUGCUCGCUGGAUUGUUUAUUAUGUAUAUUUUUUUACAAACAUUUGCUAUUCCAGGUUCUAUUUUCCUUUCAAUCCUUUCUGGUUUUCUUUUCCCCUUUCCCUUAGCCUGGUUAUUAGUAUGCACCUGCAGUGCAGUAGGAGCAUCACUUUGCUAUUUUCUUUCAUCACUUUUGGGACGUAAAUUACUUUUUAAAUAUUUCCCAGAAAAAGCAAGAGAAUGGUCGUUAACAGUAAAGAAGAACGAAAACAAUCUUUUCAAUUACAUGCUAUUUCUUCGAAUAACUCCAUUACUCCCAAAUUGGUUUAUAAAUUUAGCCAGUCCUGUAAUUGGAGUGCCUCUUGCACCAUUUGCUCUAGGUACUUUCUUUGGAGUUGCUCCACCAUCUUUUAUUGCCAUUCAAGCAGGUAAAACAUUGCAAAAUUUAACAUCAUCUACUGACGCAUGGUCAUGGAAUAGUAUUAUAGUAUUAUGUAUAUGUGCUAUAUUACCAUUAGUGCCUAUUAUAUUUAAACAAAAAGUACAACAAAAAUAUGAUUAACUUUAGAGAAGAGUUUUAAACAAAAAUUUAUUUAUUUAAAAAAUA
Frieseomelitta varia is the source of this 917-nucleotide messenger RNA. It is a transcript of the gene stas, whose product is annotated as transmembrane protein 41 homolog. The transcript has 4 exons. NCBI's taxonomy places the organism in Eukaryota, Metazoa, Arthropoda, Insecta, Hymenoptera, Apidae. Gene Ontology annotation, cellular component: endoplasmic reticulum membrane. The record is from RefSeq and is a predicted model, not a curated record. Bases 90 to 872 code for a protein of 260 amino acids.